CUGUUGUUUUAAACUCAACUCAUUUAAAUGCAACGCCAAGCUUACUUAUGCGUGAUAUUUAGCUUGAGUCGUUGAGGAUAGGAAUAAAUUAGUUUUUGCGAUUGUUUUCCCUCGUGAUCGCGUGUCGACGCACGGUUAGGUUGCUGUCAGCAUGAAAUGGGUGAUUUCUAACAAGGAAAAACUGUAAUCUAUCAGUUGGAAACAUCGCAUUUAAGGCAUCGAGGGAACUCUCAAGGAUAGACGAUGUUUUGUGGGGUUAUAAUUCAUCGACUGUCAUUGGCUUUGUGUUGUUUGGCGCUGUUUCAAGUUACAGUAUUUGCUUCAAACGGUAGGCUAUGUAGUAGAUAAAUUCAAUUUAACUGAUAAUACAAUUCUCCCAUUUGCGCAUGCAAAUUUAUAAUAAUCCAACCUUAAACAUUCAUAACAACUAAACCGCCAGGGGUGGCGAAAUUAUGGAAUAACAUUUUCGAGUCAUCAGUCACGAAAUCGACGCUUGCUAAUAUUGAAAUACUGUUCCUUUUUACACUGAAAUUCCACCGAAGAUUAUCGUUUGGAAUUCUUUUCUAAGACGUUUCCUACGAUUUGAGUUAGUUUGUCUAGAUUAAAGAUGCGAUUUUAAGCCCGCCGGCCCCAUCAAUGAUUUAAAAUACAGUUCUCAUAUAAUAAGGGACCAACCGAAGCUUUAUGGAACAAUGAACACAAAUUAUAAAUAACUCUUAUACACCUCAUUAUCUUAUAUUCUAGCUAAAUUGUGAUUGUUAGUGAAUUAUUACCUAUGGUGAAUCUUCGAAGCUACCCAGUCCGUUUUCCAAUCCGUAACUCUUGGAUACAUUUUACAGCUUUAUCAAUACCGAUUUGAACAAACAGUUUUCAUCGUUUGAUCAGUUAGUAGUUCAGAAGUUGUUAUUGUGAUAUUCCAUAGCUAAAUAGUGCAAGGGACCAAACAGUGAUAGGAUUGUUACAAAGGAGCUGGCUCUGCGUGAGAGAUAAGCGAUAAGUUUAGUUCAAUUCUUUAACACCGAACCAAAUGGAACGAUUCAAUGAGAAGCCGGCUGAGCUUGUGCCGCCACGAGAUUAUCAUGGGGAACGACUGAAGCCGCAACAGAAUAUUUUGCAAGCUCGUACUCGUAGAAUUGUUUUUUGGAACAUCUUGUUUUCACUUCUCACGGAUAGUGAUUAUUUAAAUGCACUAAAGCGGAAAAAUUGGAGAAGGACGCGCUUGAAAGAGCUUCCAGACGGAGAUUGUUAUGUCACUGAGGUUAAUUUAUGCUUCAUAUGCUAAAGGUCACGAGAGGUCUCCCUUGGGAGUCACGCAAAAUAUUUUGGUAACUGCUGACCAAAGCAUGGUCAGCACAAACAUUGUUUCGAGGACAUGAAGUAGGAGACAUGAUAGCUUGCAGUGUAGGCGUCUUAUUAGGGCGAUUUAACGUUACAAGCUCGCGAUAGUUUAUUCUACUAGGCAUGUUUGAUUCAGUGCUAGAGUGGACGGGGAAGGCCGCACCCCCUUCCCUCUGUUUCCUAUUGACCGUCUCCCACCCUCUUGGCACAAAUUUCUUUCUCUCCCCAGCCUUCUGCUGUUAUUAAAAUCAAAGAUGGUAGCUACGGUUUUCACCGAGAAAGUACUUCGCACUCGCUCGUCAGAUUAGGUUUGCUCUGCACGCAAGAGACACUGAUGUGCACUUCACUUGCUCACUCACUUACGUUAACUCUUUGCCCAUCAGGAUUUUUAACGCAACUUUGGAGUUUUUCAUUUUAUAGAAAGUUUGUGAGAAGAUGAUUCGAACAAAAGACACAUUGAUCACUGCAACUGAAAGUAACCUGUGGUGAUCUCCUAUGCAGAUGGUUUUUCUGUUGGUUUCUUAAAGCAACAUACACCCUCCAUCAGAAAGCGUUUUAUAACGAGACUAAACAACGUCUGCGAUGGAGACUUCUUGAAAAGGCCAUUAAUUUUUUUGUUUAUUUCUUUUUUACUAGUGUUUUGUUUGUUUGUUUUGUUCGCUUAUUUGUCUUUGUCUGCGCACUGUCAUAGCAACCUAUCUUACCAAUGUUUAGCAAUUGUUUUUCAAAAAAAAUUCUACCACUCUUUUGACCAAUCAGAUUCAAAAUUAGAACGAACGGCGACUUUGUCUUUCGUAUGUGACCGGAUAUAUAGUCAGGUUACUGAAUUGGUUUCGAAAUGACGAAGCUCAUUUCGAAUUUAAAGUACAUUUGAAGCUAAGGGUAAGUUGCUCUUCGGAAUCUCAAAGCGCACUCAGUGGUGAAAUUCUAUAAGUACUUCUAAACGGCACAGAAACAUUUAUGUCAGGUAUACGAAGCAAACACCUCCUUCAAAUACAUUUAGAGAGAAUUUCCUUUGGCCGGCCUUUUUGCAAUUGCUUUACUGGACAAUGAAUAAUCGUUAGGUGAAACUGGACAUGUUACGAGCUAAGAGCCAUCUUAUUUUUCUUCAGAGCCAGAGGACAAGACAUUUGAACCGGGAGAAAAUAUCACCCUUGUUUGUGGUAACGGAAGCCUGUCCUCCUCCACUUUUUUAAAAUGGACCAAGGACGGAAACAUUUUAUUUAACACUACCUCUCACAAUAUAAGUUUAGUCCUUUCUAACCUCACGAAAGAAGAUGCUGGAUUGUACAUUUGCACAGCAAAUAAUUCAAAGGUAUUGAAGAAAAUUCAACUCGUCUCCCCAUCAGAUGGUGAGUACAAACUGUGUAACUGUGGCACACUUCUGAGAGGUUACGAUUGCAUUCAAAUCUACUCACUAGGGUUGUUCAAAGGUCUUCUGCUACUGUACCCACUCUGUGGAUGUAGUUUUUAUAUUGGUGCUUACCACAUAGACGAUCGGUACUUUUCGUUAACGUGCUGAUUGUUCAUCUCUGAACAGCCAGAGAGACAGAAUCUAGCGUUGAGACUGUUUAAUACCCGAUAUUUAUUGGUAUUUUGCACUGGAAUAAACUUAUUUUUGGGUUCUUCACUGUUACAUUCUAAAAAAAUUGGAUUGGAUGCACGUCACUGUCGGUGAAACUGGGAAAUAUCUACCGAAUUCGCUCGGUAAAUGUCCACCAGAAAGACUUCACCUCCACUUCGGUGGACAGUUGUUAGAUACAUUAUAGUGACCAAAGCAAUACAAGAAGGGCUUUCUGAGACGUGGAGGCGCUUUUACAGUUUGAUGCUCUACGUUAACAUUCUAUUGGAAUCUGGAAGCAUGCAUGCCAAUUUUUUUCAAUUUGAUCGCCAAAAAUAAGGGAUAAAGUCCAAUUAUGACUUAGAACUCUUCUUUAACUAUGUUUCUGGAAAGCCGCACCCACACUGGUUAUGAUAAAAUUAACAUGCAUGUAAAGACCGUAGUUGAAAUAACCACUGAUAAGAGGGCCAGAUCUGGAAAUUUGACCAAUUACAUGUAGAAGCCCGGACUUAAAAAGGAAUACUUACAGUCAUGAUGCACCGAAUGAAGUAGUUAGAAUCGGCCGUCUGAUCGGUAAACUUUUCAAAUCCGGCUCUCUCACUGGUUAUUUUCUAACCUUGGCUCUUUGAAAUGCCACCAAAGACCACUUUUGUUGAUUUGACUCCUCUUCAGUUCAAGAAGAAACAGAACAGCCGCCAGAGGAACAAGACGAUGGACUCAGUAAUGUUGACUACAUCGCCAUCGCUCUCGCACUUGGCUUGACAGUUUUUAUCAUUGUUUUUAUGGCGGUAUUCCUUUACCGGGCAAAAAGACGCCGAAAGAAUGAAUACUACAAAAGACGAUGGAGAGUCAAUGUCAACGGAAAUGUAAGUACUCAACAGUCAAACACUCGCUGUGGAAUUUGGACUAGCCCCUUAAAUAAGUUAUUCUUUUCUAUGUCUGAUUCUCACGAUCAUGCCACUACAUAUUCUUAAAUCAUAAUAAAUGAAUGCCUAAAGCCACGAAUUUGGAAUCUUUUCUCUCUUCUCCGAGCUCCUUCGGGCUUCGGCCUCAAAUGUUUUGUUUGAUCGAUCCAAGGGCCGGAAGAUCUCUCCCGCUUGAUCAAAACUAAAGCGGACCAGUGUAAAGUUCUUGAAAACAUUCUUCAGUCGGCGAGAUGCAACUGUUUGUGACUCAUGCAGCAUAAUCGGCCCCUCUAAUUUUAACACGACUUUUAACCUUUUUUUUACGGCUAAAGGAAAUUGAAACUACCUUAUCUAUGUUGAAUGUGUUUUGUUUUGGGCGAGACGAUUCAUUACUGUGCAUCAAGGGAAUAUCAGUUAAUAUUCUUUUGUCUGUACUCAUAAGAUUAGAAGAGACAGAUUUACAAUAGACUUAGAAAAUAGCCACCCAAAGUUUCUGCAAUUCCCAGCCUUUCCCCCACUUCUACACUUUUUCAUUGUUGGGUGUAAGGGAAGAUCCCUUUGAGAUAAGAAUACACUCUUAAUAAGACAAACGGAACUACUUGAGCCCGCUUUACAGACCUUAGUAAAUUUUGAGUUCAAACAUGAAUGCGAUUAAACCAUUUUCAAUAUUUCCAAUAGCAAAACGUGGCUGUUGAAGAGGAAAACGUGAGAAAACCCGGUUAUCCAAUAAAUGAUUUCCAGGUGAGAAUGGCUCCCAAAGAACCCCGUAAAUCUUCACGGCAGAACAACAGACCAGCGGAAUAUCACUGGCUGGAGACUUUAGGAAGGGACGAACAUACUGAUGGGAACGCUAACGCACCUGGGCGACCUAUGUACCAGUACACUGCAUACGUGUAAUAUGAUUGGACAUUUUUGACUUGUUAAAAUAUAUUUUUUAAAUUAAAAGAAAUCUGUCGAAAUAGUUCGUAGUCAGGAGCCAAUUAAUGUGCUCCUGUCGCGAGUCAUCAGUUCAAAGGCUAUCCUUUGCAGAUUGUUACUGAUCAGCUUUUAAAAAUUUUCCCUGUUUUGAAUAUGCCUUCAUAGGGCUCUGCUUGAGCUGGUGACACUUUUUGAUCUGCGGAAUUAUUUUUAGGGGAAAGUUGCAGUUAAAAGUGAUGCAUUGUUGAAACAAACUCUCUUCCUUUUAUCAUUAGAGUUUUCUAGAUCACACUUUAACGACUGUGACGAUUUUGGGACGCACUGUUACAAACAAUCUAGACACUCUGUCUCCCCCUGAAACACUCCAGCCCAUCAGCCAAGCUACUGUGAGAGCGUUUUUAGCAGGAAGGAAUGGGGGGGGGGGGGAAUAUUUCUUCCCUAGUUAUCGGAGUUUUGUCAACCGCGUCGGCCUGUCCUCUCCCCGGAUUCUGAACUAGGCGUGAUCCUGGAAAUGAUGUCAGCUAGUUUCACCGGACAAGGACGCCAUAAAACGAACACAUAUUUUGUGGAUUAUUAAUUCACUACAUAGCUAUCGCCUUUUGCAAAUUCUUGUAAGAGGAACAGAAGAUAUUAAUUCCAAUCAGAAAAAAAUUUUUCUAGUACUUCAGAUCUGGAGAAGGAAACGUUAAUAUCGCAAACUGGUCGAAGAGCUUAGCCUAAUUUUUCGUUUUCGCGUUGUUGGCCCCGAGAAUUUUUUAGCUGUUCAGCGCAGCGAGGGUGCGAUGAAUCGAAACCACAACAAAUCGUGUCAGUCAUAAAAAGACUAAAAACAGGGCCAUACGAAUUCACGCUUCUUAUUUUAGCUUUUCAUAAGAAAUUCUUACCCCAAUAAGACUAGAUGUUAAAGCUUUACAACUAUUAUUUCCUUAUUUACUCUGGUUGCCUUAAACAACUUGAUUCCACUGGUUAACUAGAUUCAGCUAAGCCAAUUUCAAAAGGCGUGAUUUCUCCGUGAAACGAAUCCACUAACCAAAAAUAACACCGGAUGUAUAUAUAUUGCGUAGAUUUGCAAUGUUAAAUGCCAACCAAUGUUUUUAGUCCUUGAACUAAAUUAAUAAAGGGAUUUUUCAUCAUCACCAGAUUUCAG
Messenger RNA from Pocillopora meandrina, 5869 nucleotides. The record is from the annotation of a GenBank genome assembly. Lineage: Eukaryota; Metazoa; Cnidaria; Anthozoa; Scleractinia; Pocilloporidae.